ACUUGCACAAGUGCGACCCUGAGAUCACGGUGGAUCUUAUUUAUAUACGCGCAACAGAAUCCCAUUGGACGCAUAGACAGAGGACACGGUCUUCUAUUAGAGCGCCAUGUCUUUCAACCCUACGAAAACCGAAAAUGUGUUCCUUUACGUGCCAAAUCUGAUCGGAUAUGCCCGAGUGGCUCUUAUGUUUGCCGCUCUUUACUUUCUGCCGCAUCACACUUUGACGGCGGGAGCAUUAUAUUCCGUGAGCUGCCUGCUGGAUGCCGCCGAUGGACAGGCGGCAAGAUACUUUGGACAAACCUCUCGAUUCGGCGCCGUGCUGGAUAUGGUCACCGACAGAAGCACGACGUCAUGCUUACUCGUAUAUCUCUCACUGACCUUCCCGCGUCUGACCCUCAUCUUCCAAACGCUUAUCGCCCUCGAUCUAUCGUCACAUUACCUCCAAAUGUACUCCUCUCUCGUUCUCGGCGCUGGUUCGCACAAGAAUGUGGACCCGAAGAAAACCUCAUGGCUGCUUCGCCAAUACUACACUAACAAUAAGGUCCUCUUCUUGGUCUGCGCUGCGAACGAGGCCUUUUUCAUCGCGCUUUACCUCCUCGGCACGUGGCAUGUAGAACAGGCAAAGGGAAGCCUCGUCGCGUUGAAUGUCGGACCGGGAUACCCAAUGGUCGCUGCAGCAGGAUCAGGAGUGAGCUCUGUGCCUGUAGAGAGCGACUGGAUCCCGAAAAACGGAGGUGGCCUAUACCUGACACUCAUAGGACUUUGCGUCGUGACGUUCCCGGUCUGCGCCCUGAAGCAGUUCCUGAACGUCGUUCAGCUGGUGGGAGCAAGCAGGAACCUUGCCCGCGCGGAUAAGGCCAUCAGCGCGCAGAACAAGGCAAAGUCGCGCUAGAAGAGACUUGUGUUUACUUGAAACCUGGGGAACUGGGACGAGUAAUCAUGCAGCAAAUAGAGCUUUCUCCUCGGGCACUGCGUCGAUCCUUUCGCGGAUCCGUCGUCGGUGGUGUAGAUAUAUCAGGAUUUACAAUGAUAUGAAACGAAAUCAUCAACACUGGGCAGAUGUCUAUGGGCGUUCUUCC
Fimicolochytrium jonesii is the source of this 1079-nucleotide messenger RNA. Its product is annotated as CDP-alcohol phosphatidyltransferase-domain-containing protein. The coding region runs from base 107 to 892 and encodes 261 amino acids. The record is from RefSeq and is a predicted model, not a curated record. The transcript is spliced from 2 exons. Gene Ontology annotation, cellular component: membrane; Golgi apparatus. Gene Ontology annotation, molecular function: CDP-diacylglycerol-inositol 3-phosphatidyltransferase activity. NCBI's taxonomy places the organism in Eukaryota, Fungi, Chytridiomycota, Chytridiomycetes, Spizellomycetales, Powellomycetaceae. Gene Ontology annotation, biological process: phosphatidylinositol biosynthetic process.